CGGUACAGGCGAGGAAGCCGUGAUCUCGUGCGAUGAAUCCCUCGACUACAGUGGCCCAUAGCUCCUCCUCUUCGUCUUCCUCCUCCUGGUUUUCGGGCAUAGUUCGUGGCCGGUCCACGAAAAUCCCCGCCGCCGGUACUGGCGGAGCCGCUGUCUCUCUUCCCGGUGAUUCCUCCAGCUCCGGCCAUCGCAAAAACCAGCUCCCAGGCGUUCUGUUCAAGUACGGCCCCAAGUCUGUCCAGGUGGCUUUCAGAACAGGCGAUUUCAAUCAGCAGGUCAUUUUUCUUGGUGGAUUAACUGAUGGGCUUUUGGCAACAGAGUAUCUAGAGCCCUUGUCGGUUGCAUUGGAGAAUCUAAACUGGUCCUUAGUUCAGCCAUUGCUGUCAUCUUCAUAUGUUGGAUAUGGAACUUCUUCCUUGGAACAGGACGCCGUGGAGCUAAACCAGCUUAUUGGCUAUUUCAUAAACAAGGAAAAUUCUGAAGGUGUCGUGUUGCUUGGGCACAGUACUGGUUGCCAGGACAUUGUACAUUAUAUGAGAACAAAUUUUGCUUUCUCCAGAGCAGUUCGUGGAGUCAUUUUGCAGGCUCCAGUAAGUGAUCGGGAAUAUCGUGCAACGCUACCUGAAACUGCUGAAAUGAUAGACUUAGCUCUAAGCAUGAUGAAUGAAGGCCGGUCAAUGGAUUUAAUGCCUCGAGAAGCAAAUCCAGAUGCACCAAUUACAGCCUACAGGUACCACUCUCUUUGUGCAUAUAUGGGCGAUGACGACAUGUUCAGCUCAGAUCUUAGCGAAGAUCAACUUAGGACAAAACUUGGUCAUAUGUCGAAUACACCAUGCCAGGUGAUCUUUUCUAUGGCCGAUGAGUAUGUUCCAGAAUAUGUCGAUAAGAAAGCACUAGUGCAAAGACUUUGCAGAGCCAUGGGAGGUGCAGAGAAGGUUGAGAUAGAACAUGGAAACCAUUCACUCUCCAACAGGGUUCAAGAAGCAGUGCAGGCUAUCCUGGAUUUUGUCAAGAGGGAGGGACCCAAAGGUUGGGAUGAUCCUUGGCAUUAAAUUCUAUAUUUGCAUUUCUCAAUUAAGUUUAUCUUUAAUUUAUCUUCACUUUUUUUCAAAUAAUUUUUCAAUGCUUCAUUUUGUUUGUUUCCAUUCUUUUACUUGUUACAGUGUAGAUUUUGUAAAUGUCUGCUUUCUAUUGAAUUUAAAUUUUUGUGA
This is a messenger RNA of Phalaenopsis equestris, 1211 nucleotides long. RefSeq names its product UPF0613 protein PB24D3.06c. The transcript has 9 exons. NCBI's taxonomy places the organism in Eukaryota, Viridiplantae, Streptophyta, Magnoliopsida, Asparagales, Orchidaceae. The coding region runs from base 33 to 1052 and encodes 339 amino acids. The record is from RefSeq and is a predicted model, not a curated record.